Phoenix dactylifera (date palm) is the source of this 2837-nucleotide messenger RNA. RefSeq lists its product as uncharacterized. The record is from RefSeq and is a predicted model, not a curated record. Lineage: Eukaryota; Viridiplantae; Streptophyta; Magnoliopsida; Arecales; Arecaceae. Gene Ontology annotation, molecular function: protein binding.
AAAAAUUUAACCCAAAAAUUCACGCUCCUAAUGCUAACCCACGCGAGUCUUCGAUCUCACCGUCAUCGUCCCUCUCAGUCGCCGUCUCUCCGUGUGUAGAAUUCUCUGAUCAGUUUCGUCGUCGUCGUUCGCACAGAUGGCGUCGGAGUUGGGCGGAGGCGACGACACCAAUGGCUCCCUCUUCGAGGGCAUGGUCCUCUUCACCCCCUCCAAUCUCUCCCAGACGCCGGACCCUUCCCCCUUGCCCCCGCGGCCGGCGGUGCCGCCUCCUCCUCCUCCUCCUCCCUCUCACACCCAACCACUCGACGAAGACCUCUUCUCCGAUCUCACCCUCCAAAUCGCCGAAACCCUCUCCCCCGAUCCCCCUCCCCUCGCCCCCGCCCCCGCCCCUGCCGAUCCCCCUCCCCUCGCCCUCGCCCCCGCCCCUGCCGAUCCCCAUCCCCUUCCUCCUCCCCCCUCCCGCCAGAUCUCCCGCAAGAAGAAACGCGCCGUCCGGAUAGGCUACGCCCGCGACGACGCCACCGCCGCUGCUCCCGACGACCCCCCCUCUCCCCCCCCCAGGCCCCUGCCCUCCUCCUCCGGGGAGCCCGCCGUGAUCGCCACCACCCCAUCGCCAGCCGAAUUGCCCCCACCGACUCCCCUUGAAAUCGAUUCGUAUCCGCAUCACGCAAUCCCGGAGUUGCCGGAUCAAUCCAGAGGAGAAUCAGAUGACAAGAGCUCUGAUUCGAUUCUUGAAGAAGAGGAGAAUCAGGGCAAGGAUCUUCGGUCGGUCGAAGAAGAAAUAGUUCCUUCAGAAGACUGGGCAUCGACAAAAGAUGAUGCCUUUGGGUCAAUUGAGGAGAAAUUGGAGCUGGUGAGAGCGCGGAUAUCCAAAAAGCUGGAUUUGCUUGGGAAAAAGGUGGCUUCGGUCGCAGUGGAGAGGAAGGAACUGGUAAGGAGGCGGAGGAAAGCAGCUGAGAGUGUGAAUUUUGCGUCGGAGAGGUAUAAGGAGCUGGAGAAGGAGCUCGAGGAGGCCUGUGAGGCUGAGGAUUUUGAGUGGGCGGAGAGGGUCAGCGAGAGCCUUGCGGCAGUUGAGAAGGAGAAGGAUGAGCUGCUGAUCAGAUUGAGGGAAGUGGAGAUGGAGUGUGAUUCUGUGGAGUCGAAGAUGCAAGAGAUGCUGGAGUCGCAGAUAGGGGCGGAGGAGGAAGGUGCGGGUCUGCUGGAGCAGUUUGCUAAGGAUGCUGUUGAUUCUGCGGCUCUUGUUCUUAAAAGUGCAGAAGACACAUCUUCCAAAAAAUUAGAAGAAUGGAAAUCAUUAAUGGAAUCAUUGGAGAUUAAGAAGUUAGAGAUGGAAAUUCAAUCAUGUCUAAUAUCUGAGGCACGUUUGGGAUUGGCGCAUGGGAUAGAUAGUUUAGUUGAAGAUGACAAGAAGGAAAAAGAAAUGCUGAAGAGAAAAGGGGGUAUUCUGGCAAAGGAAUUGGAUGAACUGUUAACAUUGGUGAGAUUGAAGGAAGCAGAGAUUGCUGAGAAUAAUUCUCAAAUCCAAGAAGUUGAGAGUAGAAUUUCUAAUGUGGUAUCUGAGUUUCAUGAGACACAAUCUAGUAUUGAUUCGAAGCAUGAUAACCUGCAGGCAGCCCUUUUGAAGGUUGAGUCAGAAAGCGAGGCAUUAUUAGUGAAAAAGAAGGAAAUUGAUGAAUUUAUUUAUCUAGCAGAACAAAAGAGGUUGAAACUGAUAGAACUUGCUAGUGUUUCUGCAGAUGAAGCAAAAACUUGUUUGGACUUGGUUGGAUUGAGAAAGAGUUUGGCAUCCUCCUUCUUGAAGUCCAGGGAAGAUAAAGUGAGGUUGGCAAAGACAGAAGUAAAAAUUCUGGAGGACAUCCAAAUGCUCAAACAACAAAUCUCUGGUUCAAGAACCACUCUUCAGGAACUAUCAUCGUCAAGGGCAAGCAUCGAGGAAGAAAUUGUUUCAUUUAAGCAGAGAAUAGGCUUUAUUGACAAAAGAGGCCCUGAGCUGGAGGCUGAAAAGAAAGUUGCUGCUGCUGCAAGAAAUUUCAAGGAAGCAGGGCGAAUAGCUGCUGAGGCAAAGGCACUGAAUAUUGAAAAGGAAGACUUACAAAAUAAAAGGGAGAAGGCUGUUUUAGAGCUGGAGAAAUUAGAGAAGGAGAUCAAAGGUAUCCUGGACAAAAUACAGGAGUGCGAAAUGCAGAUUUCACAAAAGGAAAAAGAGGCAGCAACGACAAGUUUUAAGAGGCUCCAAUUAAUAGCUGCUGCUGCUAGGGCAGAGAGGGCAGAAGCUCUUGAAAUGGGUGAUGAUGAAGAAGGUGACAUAUUACUUAAGGAGGCUGAGAGUGCAGAAUGCAAAACAAGGGAGCUUCAAGAAGCAUAUGGCCUUGAACCAGACGGCAAUGAGAAGACGUCGGAUCAUUUUGUUUCCAUAGCUUCUAUCAUUAAUCUUGCAGGACAACAUUUAGCUGAAAUGGCUUCAUCUUUAAAACUACCCGUAGCCAGUGGGUAACAACUGUAGCUGGUAAUAUGGCCACCCAAUCUGAAGCAUGAUGUGCUCACGAAACGUGCUAGUCGAAUGGAAGUUUUCUUGGAGUCCUAUCAUGCCAGUUCUGAGCAUUUUUUAGGCACUUUUUUUGUAAGCACGAGCAAUUCCUUUAGUUUCGUGAAUCAAGAUCCGAGGCAGCUUGAGAUUUUUUCUUCUCUUAUUUUGCUUAUAUUUGAGCCUGGUUUUCUUUUUCCUUUUUCACCCAUUUAAUCUUAAGUCGAGUCUAUUUGUUACUUUAAUUUUACUAAACCCAAAUUGCAAUGCACUGGAUGAUCUGCACAUAUCAGCAUCGUGAUCUUUUGCUUUC